This is a messenger RNA of Folsomia candida, 1782 nucleotides long. Its product is annotated as probable insulin-like peptide 7. The record is from RefSeq and is a predicted model, not a curated record. Lineage: Eukaryota; Metazoa; Arthropoda; Collembola; Entomobryomorpha; Isotomidae. The transcript has 5 exons. Bases 478 to 942 code for a protein of 154 amino acids.
AGUCAAUGAAAACUUUCUCCAACAAUAAUUUUUUUGCGCAUGGUUUGCUUGUUUUUGGCGUCGUCACAAUGAUGUAAAGAAACCUUUAUCCUUCAUGUUGCCAAGAAUUCUGACCUGAUGGGAGACGCUGGCAGAUUUUUAGUCAAACGCUGGAACGACUUCUAGGUCGACAGACGACUGAGGGCAGGGCAGGGAAAGCACAGCAAUUUGCAGAGAAAGUAAGGUGAAGUGAACUGAGGUGAUAAGAAAGUCCUCUUGAUUGAGAGGAACAAGGUGUGGUAGAUAAGUGCCAGUUGGUGGGAGUGGUUUCGAAAAUUAGUGGUUUUUAGUUAGUUCAAGUUAUUAUGAUAAGAUAAAUCGAAUAAGUUCUGGAGGAUAAGCAAUUCACUUUUACUCAGCAGUCUCACUUUUCUCCUCUUUGACAUAAAAACUCAGGUGGUGUCCAUUCCAGAAAAGAGAUCUGGAAUAUUUUGAGGAAUGUCCAAGCCGUUUCCGUCAAAGAUUUUCUGUAUGCCUACUUUAACACUAACAUCGCUUGCCCUUCUCUCCCUCGUCGUGCUGUCCUGGGGACACUCUAUGGAACGUGAGACGGAGUUGCAGAAAAUUUUCCAGUUAAGGAACGAAGAUGAAUGGAAAACAGCCUGGCACUCGGAGAAACAUUCACGUUGCCGAGAUCAACUCUUGAUUCAUAUGGAUUGGGCCUGUCAAAAAGAUAUUUAUCGUUUGGACAAAAAGUUCGAGGCCCCGGAAGGAAUUUUCAUCGGGAAACCUGUGGCCAACACGGUCAUCAAGGCGUGGAGUGGAUACAUCGUGAGGAGAAAACGUGAAAACAAGUCGAUCACUGACGAAUGCUGUAACACGUCUGGCUGCACUUGGGAAGAGUAUGCAGAAUAUUGUCCGGCUCACAGGAGGGUGCGGAUUUCUCGGUCACGAACUAAGUAGAUUGAAUCUUGGGGAGAGUGAAUACUUACUUGAUGACUGGAAACACUGGAAUGGCAUAUGAAAAAGGUGACCGUUUUAACAUCUCUAGAACAGCAAGUUGAAUUGCCCAAAAAUGAAUCGUAUCGUUUCUCAAUUUUAUUUUUUUUCUACAUUUUAUUAGACUUUGAAUGAAUGUAAAUGGGUUUUUUGAAAUUCUGGUAAAUAUUAUUUUGUAGUUGUACUCAUAAAUAUACGUAGUGAUUGCAAAGUCAUAGUAAAUUGCAUAUAUGUAAACAAUACAUAUGAUCUCCAUAUAAUAUAUACUACAGCUUUGUUCGUGAAUCUCGCACUACUUUAAACUGGAUAAGAUGAGAAAUUCUCGAACCGUAUUUUACUUUCAGCACAAAACAGUCUAUUUAAGCCACAAAUAAUUAUAUUACACUAACGAUAUGUAUGGUGUAUAGGUUAAUUAUACGUAUAGUGCACUAGUUAAUAAUACUUACUGAAUUUACUGGAUCUAGUUUACAUAAAUAUGCUGUAUACUUAUAAAUCUAGGCUGUGAGUAGAAGAAUCAUGCUAAUUUCAGAUAGUUACUUACAUAUAAAACUAAUUAUUUGUUAGGACUGCUAAAAUUUCUGACUCCAUUUCAUGAAAAUGUUUCAUAGUCAAGAUCUCUGUGUUAAAACAUUAUGUAAAUGAUUUGUAUCCAUGAAAUUAUUAUUAUCGUGACCCAGCAUUUGUAUCAUUUAGAAAAUGAUUCUUAUAAAUUUCUAGUUUGCAACGUAUUGAACUCCCGCAGGAUUGUUUAACCCUCAUAAUUUUUAAAUGUAAAUGUAUAUAGGGAUAAAUGCUGCAAAUGUA